Funneliformis geosporum is the source of this 193-nucleotide messenger RNA. NCBI's taxonomy places the organism in Eukaryota, Fungi, Glomeromycota, Glomeromycetes, Glomerales, Glomeraceae. The record is from the annotation of a GenBank genome assembly.
UAAAGAUUUAGAACAAACCAUUCAAAAUCAAUCAGAUGAUAAUGAUAAUAAUAUAGCUAAUACUGCAAAAAUCAAUAAGGCUUUAGUACGUCUAUUUGUAUAUUGUGGUAACUAUUUGGAUGCAGAAAUAGCAAAUAUCACAUUAAAAGUUGAAGAAGAAUUACGCUUCUUAAAAAAUUUAACUUUAGGUUAG